This is a messenger RNA of Papilio xuthus (Asian swallowtail), 2499 nucleotides long. It is a transcript of the gene Brf, whose product is annotated as Brf RNA polymerase III subunit. Gene Ontology annotation, cellular component: transcription preinitiation complex; transcription factor TFIIIB complex; nucleus. Gene Ontology annotation, molecular function: RNA polymerase III general transcription initiation factor activity; RNA polymerase III type 3 promoter sequence-specific DNA binding; TBP-class protein binding. The transcript is spliced from 11 exons. Gene Ontology annotation, biological process: DNA-templated transcription initiation; transcription by RNA polymerase III; transcription preinitiation complex assembly. The record is from RefSeq and is a predicted model, not a curated record. Lineage: Eukaryota; Metazoa; Arthropoda; Insecta; Lepidoptera; Papilionidae. The coding region runs from base 246 to 2234 and encodes 662 amino acids.
GAGUGACACUGACAGUCUGAUAAACUAAACUUAUUCAGCAUAUCAAAUUAUCAAACCAAACAACUCUAAUUUGCUACUGGUACUUACUAUACUGAUUGCAGAAGAUAGUGCUUUUAUUUUUGAAUAAAUUACUGCGAGGGAUGCUGGAAAUAUAACUUUUGUCACUUCUUUUAGCUCAUAAAAAUCAUAAAGUAAAGCGGAUUCAAAUAGUAAUAUAUCUUUCGGUAGCCUCACCAUAAAACACGAUGUCUGGUAAAAAGUGCAAGCAUUGCGGUUCCUCUGAGAUAGAAGUAGACCCGGCGCGAGGUGAUGCUGUGUGCACGAACUGUGGUUCAGUGCUUGAGGAUAACAUAAUAGUUUCAGAAGUUGAAUUUCAAGAAAACGCACAUGGUGGCUCUUCAGCUAUUGGUCAAUUCGUAUCCGCUGAGUCAAAAGGUGGAGCUUCGGGAUUCGGAAGAGCUUGUGUAGGCAUAGGACAAGAGUCCCGAGAGGUUACAUUGAGAAAAGCGAGAGAAGGCAUCACAGCUCUUUGUCAACAACUUCGUCUUAAUCAGCAAUGCAUUGAUAUUGCCUGCAAUUUUUUUAAGAUGGCAUUGUCUCGUCACUUAACAAUUGGAAGACCAGCUAACCUUACACAAGCAGCUUGUGUGUACAUGACCUGCAGAACAGAAGGCACUGCACAUCUCUUGAUUGACAUAAGUGAUGCACUUCAAAUAUGCUGCUACCAACUUGGACGUAUCUACUUCAAGUUGUCCCGCAAACUUUGCAUCAACAUACCUCCUACAGAUCCCUGUCUAUACAUAUUACGGUUCGCGUCGCAGCUGCAGUUCGAUGUAAAGCAGCAUGACGUGAGCAUGACAGCAUUGCGAUUGGUGCAGAGGAUGAAGAGAGAUUCCAUACAUUCCGGUCGACGACCAUCGGGGAUUUGUGGUGCAGCGCUACUAAUAGCAGCUCGUCUACAUGACUUCUCAAGAACACCAGCAGAUGUGGUACGGAUAGUCAAAGUGCAUGAAUCGACGCUUAGGAAGCGGUUACUAGAGUUUGGUGAGACGCCCUCUAGUGCCCUCACACUAGACGAGUUUAUGACCGUUGACUUGGAAGAGGAACAAGACCCACCAGCAUUCAGAGCUGCGAGGAAAAAGGAUAAGGAAAGACUACAAAAGUUAAUGGAAGAAGAGGACGGUGAGAGGGAACUUACUGAGUUGCAGAAAGAGAUAGAAUUACAAUUAGACAGAGACAAUUCUAGGCGAAGGAAGGCUGCCACCGCCACCACUAUAUCGCCAGUAAGCAUCGACGAAGUUUCAACUGAGGACGUAGAAGCCUCCAGGUUCGCGGCGGAGGACACGCUGGACUUGCUCGGCGAACUUGCUCGGGAGACAGACGGAGCCACGGGAGACCGCACACAGAACAAGAUCAGAUUUGAAAAAGGACUCGGUCCAGAUUUAGCGCUGAUCGGGUUAGGUCAACCUGAGGAGAAAGACAAAUUCGUAAAGCCAGAGCCUAAGUCCCAGUUCAGCAAGGAUCUGCAGGCGGAGGAGCUGCAGCUGAGCGAGCGCGACGAGGAGUACGUCAGCUCACUCAUCAUGAGCGAGGAGGAGGCGCGUCUCAAGACCAGGCUGUGGAACAACUUGAAUGCUGGAUACUUGAAGGAACAAAAAAUAAAAGACGAAAUACGAGCCAAAGAAAAGGAGGAAGGCAAGAAGAAGAAAGUCCGUGGAUCUUACAAGAAGAAAGUAGCAUUGAACGCGGCGACCGCGGGGGAGGCUAUUGAGAAGAUGUUGGCGGAAAAGAAGAUGAGUUCCAAGAUCAAUUACGAUAUACUGAAGAGCCUCGAUCAGCCCGGCUCGCUAAUUACUGCCAGCACCACGGUCCCCACCACGCCCUCUGCACCGGACACGCCCACAGUGCCGACCACGCCCACUGUGCCCACUACACCCGCGAGGAUUGUUAAUGUAGACGAAUCCAAGCUAGCGACGCCAAAGGAGACAGUUGCCCCGUCGCCUGUGCCUCGCAAACGCAAGAAGAAGGAUAAAGCAGCCACGCCCUCCGCCCCGCCCCCGCCCAGCCCCAAGCCCGCCCCGCCCACACCCAAACCCGCGCCUGAAACUGAAAUAGCGGAUGACUAUGAUGAGGAUCUAGAGCCGGAGGUGCCCGAGGUCAACAAUGAGAUGUCACUCGCCGCCAUGUUGCAAAAUGGCGACGACGAUGAUUAUUAUGGUUAUGACGAAUAUUGAAAUAUCAACUAUCGUUCAUUAAGUUGGUAAAGUAAUUACACACUUAUGUAAAACUUCAGCUCAAAAAAUAAUCGGGAAAAGGACCAAAUUUAAUUUGCAAGAUAAACAUCAGAUAAACAUCGGGACAGGUAAAGCUAGUAAUGGUAUCCCACCUUCAAUAUUUCGUGUAAAAUUCGUCGCCAGGACAUAAUUUUUUACUCCAAUACCCCGUAAAUGGGCUAUAUUGUAAGAAUAUUCCUGUUGGUAUACAUUUUUAGAAUUAAAU